UGGCAACAACGCCUGCGCAGUAUAAGCGGGAUGGCGCAUUUUCUUGCACCGAGUAAUGCGGCGUCGCUGGCAGCUGAGGAAGGCGGAGAGUUCUGUGGAGCAAUAGUGGCCGGGAUUCAUGUAGCCAACCCGAGGAGGCUUGAUCUGAACUAUAAAAGUAGGAGGCUGAUGCUCAGUGCUGGUACCCCCGGCCCGGCCGUGUGAAAGUCGUGAGAUCAUCGUUGAACUGUCAGGUUUGAAAUUUAAAAACAAUGGAGAAGACUCAAGAAACAGUCGAAAAAGUUCUUCUAGAGCCCUACAAAUACUUACUUCAGUUACCAGGUAAACAAGUGAGAACCAAACUUUCACAGGCAUUUAAUCAUUGGCUAAAGGUUCCUGAAGACAAACUACAGAUUAUCAUUGAAGUGACGGAAAUGUUGCAUAACGCCAGUUUACUUAUUGAUGAUAUUGAAGACAACUCAAAACUUCGGCGUGGCUUUCCAGUGGCACAUAGCAUCUAUGGAAUUCCUUCUGUCAUCAAUUCUGCAAAUUAUGUGUACUUUCUUGGCCUGGAGAAAGUCUUAACGCUUGAUCAUCCACAUGCAGUCAAAAUUUUUACACGUCAACUUUUGGAACUUCAUAAGGGACAAGGCCUAGAUAUUUAUUGGAGGGAUAAUUACAUUUGUCCUACUGAAGAAGAAUAUAAAACUAUGGUGCUACAAAAGACAGGUGGACUAUUUGGAUUAGCAGUAGGUCUCAUGCAGUUGUUCUCUGAGUACAAAGAAGAUUUAAAGCCUCUACUCGAUACACUUGGCCUCUUUUUCCAAAUUAGGGAUGAUUAUGCUAAUCUACACUCCAAAGAAUAUAGUGAAAACAAAAGCUUUUGUGAAGAUCUAACAGAGGGAAAAUUCUCAUUCCCUACUAUUCAUGCUAUUUGGUCAAGACCUGAAAGCACCCAGGUGCAGAAUAUUUUGCGCCAGAGAACUGAAAACAUAGAUAUUAAAAAAUACUGUGUACAUUAUCUCAAGGAUGUAGGUUCUUUUGAAUAUACUCGGAAUACUCUUAAAGAACUUGAAUCUAAAGCCUAUAAACAAAUAGAUGCAUGUGGUGGAAACCCUGAGCUCGUAGCUCUAGUAAGCCACUUAAGUAAAAUGUUCAAAGAAGAGGAAGAGUAAGCAGUUCUCGUUUAGGCUUGAUAGCUUAAAUUAGUUGGGUUUUUUGUUUUAAUCAUCUUUGAAAAUUUUUUAAGGUUUUGAUCUCCAGGAUCAGAAUGAAUAAGGACAAUGUGAGUGAGAUGGUUUCAAUUUAGAAUCCUACUAUACAAAUAAUCAUGUAAAAAAGUUGAAAGAAUCAAAAGAAACCACACUUAAAUAGAUCUAAUUUCAGUUUUCUAGUGUGCUUUGAUGGGGUUGUCCAGCCAACUCUGCCACAAACUGGUCUAUUGAUUCUGUCAAUAAAGACUUCCAGGAAUUUUUAUACAGAUAACAUCCAGUUUUCAGUUCAUUUACCCCGGUUCCAAGCCAGUGACUACUUGGAACCAGUUUCCACAGUUCCCUGACCCAAAGACCACAGGACAUCCUCUUUCUUCCUAAAGUUGCUAUUUAAAACAUCUCGGUCUACUCACUCCUUUGAAACUUUCGCCCUUAAAUAGUCAAUCAAAAAGCUGAUGGUGAUAAGCAGUAAACACUGUGGGCCUUUUCCCCUUUUUGUCCUUCCCAACAAAGCAAAUUCUUUUCUUGAAAGAGUGGCUAUAAAAUUUACAGGCAAAAAGAGAUAAUACAGUGGGUAAGGCACUUGCCUUUCACACACCUGACUCAUAUCAUCUCUAGGGAACACUGCCAGGAGUAAUUCCUGACUACAGAGCUAGGAAUCACCCUUGAGCAUCACCAGGUGUGACCCAAAACCGAAGGGAAGAGAAAACUUUACAUGCAAACUGAAAUGCUUUUUUUUUUUUUUCUUAAAAUUAUUAUUCCCAAAACUGGUCAAUAGAGCUCUGGUUAGAGCAAUAUAUUUCCAUGGGGGGGAGGGGGGAAGCUAUAAAGUAUCAGAGGAUGGCACUUUUCGAUUCUUUUAUAGUUUCAGUAGUAGUAGUAAGCUGUUGCUUACUUCAGAUACCAAAGCUGUAAGAUUUUAGGUAGACCCUUCCUGCCCACAUCACAAAUCUUCACAACCCUCAUCCACUCCACAAUAAUUGGUGACAACGGAAAGGGAAAGAAUAGGCAUCUUUAAUAUCCGGUUAAUAGAAAGAAAAGCAAUGGGGCUGGAGUGAUAGCUCAGUAGGUAGCGCAGUUGCCUUGCAUGUGGCCCACCCGGGUUCAAUUCCCAGCAUCCCAUAUGGUCCCCUGAGCACCACCAGGGGUAAUUCCUUUGUGCAGAGCCAGGAGUAACCCCUGUGCAUUGCCGGGUUUAGCCAAAGCUACAAUUUCAGGCACAAGUUAUGAAAUGCCUUAACCCUGACUAAUUCAUGUAAUCUUCAGCCCUAAGCCCCUUAGAACUGUCUUACCCAAAAGAUAGGGGAAAAUAUAUGACCCUGAUUCCUAUAUUAGAAGUUUAAGCAACUUAAAAAUUUAUAUUUCUGACAAGUGUAUUUCUCAAAAGUACAUCUUGGUUGAUUGACUUUAUAAUGUAAUUAUUCAGAUGUAAUACUUUGAUAAGUUUUCAUCUAAGCACUCCACUGAAAUCUUGAGAAGUUGGAUGAUAAUG
Molecule: messenger RNA, 2682 nt
Organism: Sorex fumeus (smoky shrew)
Lineage: Eukaryota; Metazoa; Chordata; Mammalia; Eulipotyphla; Soricidae
Gene: GGPS1
Product: geranylgeranyl diphosphate synthase 1
Exons: 4
Coding region: 252-1154 (300 amino acids)
Biological process (GO): isoprenoid biosynthetic process
Molecular function (GO): prenyltransferase activity
Source: RefSeq, a predicted model, not a curated record